This is a messenger RNA of Aphanomyces astaci, 1018 nucleotides long. RefSeq lists its product as hypothetical. The coding region runs from base 76 to 942 and encodes 288 amino acids. The transcript has a single exon. The record is from RefSeq and is a predicted model, not a curated record. NCBI's taxonomy places the organism in Eukaryota, Oomycota, Saprolegniomycetes, Saprolegniales, Verrucalvaceae. Gene Ontology annotation, molecular function: protein binding.
CACGGUGGUGGCAACUUCAAGUGCGCUGUCACAGUCGCGACUUGGCCUUCGCUUAGUUUACAUUUUGCUUUGACCAUGAAACGAAGGCGUACUUGUGAGCCCUCUCGUCACCAGUUUCUGGCGCAGUCCGCCGCGGAAGCGGUGAUGCUGCAGCCACAUCUGCUGCACACCAUCACGUCGUACCAGUACGGGCUAUUCCACGACCUCGCCGCCAUCCACCGCGACUGGCAAGCCCCCCGCGACGGCAGCGACGUGUUGUUCACCUUGAACCACGAGUGUGUGUUCCUUGACCCCGUGAGCGUCCAUAAACUACACACGCCCGUCGACCACCCCCGGUUCCUGCUCCAUUUCCCCAUCCUCACCGGCAACGUGGCGCUGUUCCACCGGUGGUUGUCGUGCGCCGGUCGGGACUGGGUGAGUCCCGACACGCUGCUGUGCGCCGUCCACGAAGGCAACCUCAACAUCGUGCAACAUCUCCAUGAACACGUCCACGUGCCAUGCAGCACCGACGCGUUAGAAAUCGCCGCCGCCAAUGGGCACAUGGACAUCGUUCAAUACCUCCAUGCCCACACAAACGAGCCGUGCUCUUGGCGUGUGAUCUACAAAGCGGCCGAGUAUGGCCACAUGGACAUUGUCUUUUGGCUCAACGAGUGCCCGCACUGCCAGGAGUUCACCAAGUGUGCACUGGACUAUGCCGCCGGCCUCGGGCGUGUGCCUGCGGCGGCUCUUCUUUUGGACGCCGCCGACCACAGCGUGUGCUUGUCGUCUGAUGUGCAGCUGUUGAAUGUCCAAGCCGCAGGUCGAACGGCCCCGAUCUUGAGCCGCUUUGUCGAGCUCGACGACUGGGAUAUCCAUGUUCAGCCGGCGAUGCCCACCAUAGAGGACUCGCUCGACUUUUUGCUGGACCGCUUGGAGACCCACCGAGGCAUCGCAGUAAUUUAACGCGCGACCUGAAAAUCGACCAAUCAGAACGCUCGAUUCUAGUUGAAGUAGUAUUUGUUGGUCAAAAUAUCCGAAA